Phlebotomus argentipes is the source of this 2039-nucleotide messenger RNA. RefSeq lists its product as uncharacterized. Lineage: Eukaryota; Metazoa; Arthropoda; Insecta; Diptera; Psychodidae. The record is from RefSeq and is a predicted model, not a curated record. Bases 115 to 1962 code for a protein of 615 amino acids. The transcript has 7 exons.
UUGUUUGUUUUCUUUCUACUUUUCCUGUGUUUUCUUGUAGAAUUCCGCCCUUCUGUGCAAGUUUAGUGACUCAAUUUGGUAAAAGACAGCCUGUUUUCACAGAAAGUGCUGAAUAUGGAUGGUGAUGAGAGUGAUUUAUGUGAGAAACACCUUCCAAAGUGGCUCAUCGCAAUGGAGGAUAAAAUUCUUGUGCAGAAGUUUGUUAUUCGGCCAAAAUGCACAUUUUUCGCCAUUCUCACUGCUCGUGGACAUUACUAUGAGGCUUGGGACAGAGAGAUCGUCAGGGAAUAUUGUCUGGAUGGCUUGGAAGUGGCUGUAAAACAUCCCUUAGUUCCUGCACGAGUUUCCAUGCAAUUAUUCUUCGCAUACAGCAAGAGAAAGAGUCGACAAGUCUUUUACCUCAUUCAGUGUGACGAGAAGUUGUUUAUUGUGGAGAGACUGAAGGAUUCUUUAGAGCUCCGGAGGACAGAAGAUUUUAUCUCAUCUGUAAACAUUGAAGACAGAUCCGGAGAGGGAAAUUGCACGGUGAACAUCAUGAGAACUGAUGGAAUAUCACAAGAGAUAGCUUUCCUGGACGAGGAUGAGAUGGAAAGUGAUGAGAAAGAGGAUGAAUCUUCAGGUUUUCUCCUGCAAUGUCUGGAAUCGCGCAACAGGAAGCUCGAGAGUGACCUGGAAAUGCGCAGAAAGCUCAUCCAAGAGGAGUUGCACAAGAUCCGCCAUGUGGGAAAGUAUGGGCCGCCAGAAAUGAGCACAGGAGUGAGUUUUUCAGUUUUUCCAUGGAGGUUUCUGAAGGGUUUUUCUCACCUAAAGCGCACUUCAUUCCAGGCUCCCGAUGAGGCUGCGCCGCUGGUGAAGUACGGCGAAGUGUGGCUGAAGCUCCACAAUGACAGGAUCGUGUUCGGCAUUCCCAUCUUCAAUACAACCUACUCCAGACGACGUGUGGCUCUCAAUGUGAGGCCUUUGCUGGCAAACAGCCAAUUAGAUCGCCUCAGCUAUGAAUUCAAAUUGUACAAGAUUAGAAACGAUUCUUGCACAAUUGAGAAUUUUGAUGAAUUCUUCGAUUGCGAUGAACCUUCGUAUGCAAAUUCUGUGGAUUUUCAGCACGAAUGGACACCACUUGAGGAAAAUUGUCUACAGCCGGGAUUGCCGGCAAUUCUCGUGACUACAACUCAAGUGAUGGAUUUUUCCAAGUUCUCCCUUUACAAGUUUGCCGUGUAUGUUCAGUAUGAGAUUAAGCAUGAGGCGAAAGUGUAUCAACUCCAAUUUAUGGCUGGCGAGGUGGAAAUUCCUCUUCAGAUUCUCUUUAAGGCAGUGUUCACGAUGGAACGCGAUGAGAAGAAGUUUUUUUAUCGCAAUCUCUUGGCAAUCGCUUCGACUUCUUUGCGCAAAGUCAUUCAUAUGGAGAGUGGAAGUGAGAUAAGCUGUCGAUUUUACCAAUUUUUGAUGGACAACUUGAAAUUCCAUCGUAUUGUCGUAUCGGAAAACUCAAUGAAUGAGUCACGAAAGAGCGACGAAGUCUCACAUGAGUUGAUGGAUGUGGACGAGAAUGAUGAUGUGUCGUCGUAUUUUAUUGGUGGCCAGAAGAGAGCGAUUGAGAUAUUCUAUCAGCGAGAUGAUUUCUUCAGAGGAGGACUGAUUAGAGUGCAAGAGAUCAAUAAAUCGAACUUCAAGCUCAAGAUUUACAUGCGAACGGAGAAUCAUUUAGCGGCGUUUCUGCAAAUUAUGAAGACGGAAUUUGACAAAAACGUUUCAUUCAGCGAAGAAAAAGAUCCACAAAGUUCUUGUGCACAACUCAGAAGUCUUCUAGAUGAGAUAAAUUCGAAGAAAAAAUUGCUGACAGUGCUUCAGGAUGAGCAGAAGGAUGAGAGAAAAUAUAGAGAAGCUUUUAAGGAGGUUUUCCACCGGGAAUUCAAGACAGAUUGCGUCUUCCAAAAAGUCUCUGUGGAUAAACGAUCAGAUUGAAUUUGCCGGCUGCUGAUGGACUGGAGAAUCAGUGGUUGAGAGAUAAGAAAUGUCAUCAGUCACAUGGAGAACGUUGA